CCAGCCCAGUAUCGGAGGAAAGCAGAGCGAAAGCUGGUAUGGUUGUUGGGGGAGGAGGAGGGUCCCAACUUCCUACUUCCGGCUUCAUUCGCCUCCACUCAUCGUUAACAUCGCUCUUUUCAGCUUCACUCUUUCGAUUCCCUAUCCCAGGUCUUAUGAUCAAACUCAUUGAACAUUCAAAUGGUAAAGUGGAGUGGACUAAUCUCAUGAUGACUUACAAGAAUUGGGAAGAGGAACAACGGCAUUUCGUGAAUUUUGUUUGUACUUACAUUUAGUGAAUAAAUGCUGAUAAUUUAGAAGAUUUGGAGCAAAGGGGAACUUACUUUUGCUACUAUAAUUAGCUAUUCAAGAUUAUAAGAUCAGAUUUUCUUUGAUAUCAAGGUUAUUUAAAUGGGACACAGAGUAAAGAAGAAUGGUGAGGAUAAGAGGUUCAAUGUGAAAUGGACGGAACGUUGGGAUGACGUUUUUGUUGAGGCUCUUGUGCAUCAGCAAACCAUGGGAAACAGGGUUGAUAAGGUUUUCACCACUGCAGCUUAUAAUAACAUUUUGAAAGAAAUGCGUGAUAAACUUGGAGAGCCAUUUCAAAAAGAUCACUUGAAAAAUCGUAUGAAAACUCUUAAGCAUCAUUUUAAAGAGUGUCAUAAUCUUUUCAGUGGUAUUAAUGAUUUUACAUGGAGUCCGGAGACAAAGCUGUGGACUGCAGAGCCUGACGUGUGGAAAGAACUGAUCAAGGCAAGACCCGAUGCAAGAAAAUGGAUGUCUACACCAGUAGGCAACUAUGAUAAAUUGCUGAUGCUAUUUGCAAACGAAGCGGGUGACAGUUUUGCAAUGGCCAAAGAGGACACAAACCAUAUAGUUAACUUGAACAUCGGUAGCGAUUUGAACUGCCAUGAUCUUGGGGCCUCUCAAAAUGAGGUAGCAUUUACUUUAGAGGACUUAAAUGGUGGAAAUGGUGGAAAUUACGUGCUGCCAAUUUCAGCAGAAGCAAAUUCACAAAUCGAUUCUCAGGCACCUUCUCUAUCCGCAACAUCAUUGAAAGGCAAGAAGAGAAAGGCCCCAAGGAAUUUGGACUUUGAGAGAGAGUUUGCUAGUGUUAGGGAAGCAAUUAAAGAUGUUGCCGCAGCAAUCAGGGAGGGAAAUGCCAUUGCAGAGAGGAGUCGACCCCGUGUUUAUUCAGAGGAAGAAGUUUUCAAAGAACUUGUAAGCAUUGGUGUCGAUGUGCAGUUACGGUUUAGAGCCUACACUUUCCUAAUUGCAAAUGUUGCAAGGGUGAGAGCCUUCUUUGGAUGCCCAGUUGAUGAACGCAAGGACUUUCUGCUGCAGAUGAUGUAUAGUCCUCAGGACUGUUGAGGUACUUUGUAAAAUUGCAGAUAAGUGAGUCUAGGCUUCAAAAGUGAUGUUAAUUUAACAUACCAUAGUUGCAGCAAGAAUAAAAAAUAAUAAUAAUAAUAAUUCAGUGUAACAAACAUUUAUAGUUUUUUCAGAUGACUGUGUUCGCUUGUUUUGAUUAUCAAGUUAAUAGAUAGAAUCAUUUUCUAGUU
Humulus lupulus (European hop) is the source of this 1541-nucleotide messenger RNA. RefSeq lists its product as uncharacterized. Bases 391 to 1350 code for a protein of 319 amino acids. NCBI's taxonomy places the organism in Eukaryota, Viridiplantae, Streptophyta, Magnoliopsida, Rosales, Cannabaceae. The transcript is spliced from 5 exons. The record is from RefSeq and is a predicted model, not a curated record.